Messenger RNA from Hemibagrus wyckioides, 1668 nucleotides. RefSeq names its product serine/threonine-protein kinase pim-1-like. Gene Ontology annotation, biological process: protein autophosphorylation; regulation of mitotic cell cycle; negative regulation of apoptotic process. The transcript is spliced from 8 exons. NCBI's taxonomy places the organism in Eukaryota, Metazoa, Chordata, Actinopteri, Siluriformes, Bagridae. The coding region runs from base 40 to 1206 and encodes 388 amino acids. The record is from RefSeq and is a predicted model, not a curated record. Gene Ontology annotation, cellular component: cytoplasm. Gene Ontology annotation, molecular function: protein serine/threonine kinase activity; ATP binding.
GCUCUUUGCACCAGUGUCCCGCAGGAUAAACCAGCCCUGAUGGAGGCGUUGGAGAGAACCGAGGUCUACGAGUACAUGCUGUCUCUGACCUCAGGCUUCGGCCAGCCGAGCUUCCAGGGUUUUAAAGUGCUUUAUGCCUUUGAGCAGCACGAGCUCGGACAUUCUGCUCAGUCGCUGCAGUACUGCGAGACCAUCGCAGCAGAAGUCUUCCGAUGUCCUUUACGUGCCAAUUCCGACUUGAUAAGCACGCUCAGGACGCUCACCAAUGCACUGCUCGUGGAGACGACGCAAGACGAACUGGAGUGGCCGAAAAAACUUCAGCUGCUGGAUGAGUCUCAGGGUUUCGCUCUGCUCCAGUUCCACCUUUCACAAUACAGUGAAUUUGAUUCAUGCUACACUAUGAAAGAGCUGCUAGGGGAAGGUGGAUAUGGUGCCGUCUACGCUGGAGUCCGCAAAGAAGACGGAAGACAGGUGGCCGUUAAAUGUUUAGACAAAGAUGUCUGCAAAAAAAUCAUCACCAUCCCUGGAGAGACACGAAGCCUCCCUCUGGAGGUGGCGUUAAUGGAAAUGAUGUCCAAGCCUUACUGUGAGAAGGUGGUGGAACUGCUGGAUUGGUUUGAGACGUCCGAGAUCUUUGUCCUGGUGAUGGAGCGACCUGACCCCUGCAUGGACCUUUAUAAGUUCUCUAAACAGUCCGAUGGUCAACUGUCUGAAGACGUGUCUCAGACCAUCAUGAAGCAGGUGGUUCAGGCUGUUUGUCUCUGCUGCGAUCGUGGAGUUCUUCACCGUGACAUCAAGCCUGAGAAUGUUCUCAUAAAUCAGCAGACUCUGGAGGUGAAGCUGAUUGACUUUGGCUGUGGUGACCUGCUCACGGACGAGGUCUACACCGAAUUCAGAGGCACUAUAUAUUACUGUCCUCCUGAAUGGAUUCUGUACAAGAAGUAUCUUGGAGUUUCUGCCACCGUAUGGAGUCUGGGGGUUCUCCUGUAUGAGCUGGUCUGUGGGCGCUUGCCCUUUAAUACCGGCGAGAAGAUUGCUGAAGGGAAGCUGAAGUUCCCUCGUCGUCUAUCUGAUGAGUGCUGCAUGCUGAUCAGGUGGUGCCUGGAACACCACCCUGAAAAUCGACCAACGUUCCAGGAGAUACUGAACCACAGGUGGUUUAUGGGGGAACUUCAGGACAUGGACCAUGUGAGACAGGUGGAAUAAAACCAAGCCAAUGACACAGAGCUGGAAGUGUGUAAAUAGUCUAGAGCUCAGCACAAGUACUGAAUCACUACUGACUUCUGGAAAACAGAUGACUUUACUGAUAGAAUGAUGUAAAAUACAUGAAGAAAAAAAGUUUUGAUAAAAUGGUUUGGUAUAAUUACAGGUGAAAAAUAGUUUCUGCCUCCUUUUUACAAAAACAUCAUAAGGGCGAGAACCCUUCUUUAAACUUGCUAAUAAAAUCAUUACAUGGGUAUUAUCUAUGCAUUAUUUUAAAAUGAAUUUAUUGGGAAUGACAUAUUUAUUCAUAUCUGACCAUGGAUUCUGAGUGAAGGAUCCACUUCACCAUCUCCUUAGGAAGAACACUUUUUUCUUUAGUUAUAUUUCUCUAAUAUAAAAGUUAUUGAUUUUUUUUAUAUCCCUGAUAGAAAGACCCCCAGCAGGAAGAUCUGGAAGAGAAGCAGU